CAAACCUUUUAGUAGUCACCACUCGGGUGUUUUUUUUCUAAGUUCACUUAGAUUUGACUAAUGGAGUCCCCAAAACAAAUGAAUCUAAUUCUCAUAGGUAAAACUGGAAAUGGAAAAAGUGCCACUGGAAAUUCCAUACUGCCUCACUCGAGAUUAUUUAAGUCAAGCUACAACACGACCUCUAUAACAAAAUAUCCUCAAUACGAGGUUACUCAUUUCCAGGAUAGAGUGAUCCAAGUUGUAGAUUGUCCGGGUGUUCUAGACACGGACCUUGAUGAGAAAGGUGGCGAAGACCUUGUUAAAGAAGCGUUGCAGAACGCUAUCUUAGCUAACCCAUCAGGAUACCACGCUUUUCUUAUUGUGGUUAAAUUUGGUAACCGGUUUACUAGAGAAGAACAACAGUGUAUCGAGAUUAUGAAAGAGAUUUUGGGAGAUGAUAUAAUUGAAUCCCACGGUAUUGUGGUAGUGAGUAACGGGGAUACGUUUGAUUAUAUAAGUGCUGAAGAAAACAUUACCUUUGAAAAAUAUUGUAAGGAAGAAACCGGUCUAUUUAAAAAGCUUCUUAAAAAUUGUAAUAAUAGAGUUGUUCUUUUUAAUAACGUAACGAAAGUUGAGGAAGUUAAAGAAAAGCAACUUAAAAAGUUAGUUGAGAUGGUCGACGCACUAAACACCGAAGGUAAAUGCUACACAAAUGACAAUUUUCGAAAGGCUGAGCAAAUACGAAAAACAGUGUCAUCAAAAUCGCCUAACCCCGUGGUAGAGAAGAGAAUGAUAAUUGUCCAAGGGAUUAUUUUGCAGCGAAUGUUUGAAAGUAAAAGUAUGCAAUCUGUGAAAGAUCAGUUAGAAAUAUUAUCAAACUUAAAUAAAAGUAUUAAGAAAUUAGUUAAAGAAAUUGUGGAAAAAGACAAGGGAAUAGGAAAGUUCAGUAAAUUUAGAAAAAACGUAGAAGCUACUCAAAAACUGAUGGAAAACAAAAUUAAAACACUAGAAGAAGGAUAUAACUUAACAGAUUUAAUUGAGAAGGAACAUCAAAUAGCUUGCGUUGAAGGUGUGAAGGAUGAAAUAGAAGAUAGAAAUAGUACAGCCAAAAAGAGAGACGAUGACAAUCCACAUUCAGCAGAACAAAAACUUAAAAAUUGCUCACCGUAUCUUCGAGAUUGCAAUGUUGAAGCAAGCGACAUACAAACAGAAACGCCAAAAGAGCCAUUUGAAUCUCAAAGUAGUUCCAAUACUGAACCUAAAAUCCCCAGAGGUAAAUCACAAGAAAGGAGAAAACGGGUUAAUAAUUCCUGCAUGAUGGAGCAAGAACGAGCUGAAACUAAUAUCAAAACAAACGAUCUGGAUGCAGAAAGUCCAAAUACCACAAGUAUGAAAAGACAGAUCAACAAAGCGGGGUACACUUCAUUAAUGACUGCUGAAGCUGAUAACGCUGAUGUUGAUUUUGAAAAAGAGUUAAAGAUUCUGGAAAAAGAAUUUAUGGAACUUAAACGUGAAUCUGACAUGGGAAUCAUAGAUAGAUGUCUAAAACAUUUAAAAGCAGUUGGGAAUUUAUUUGUUUGA
Physella acuta is the source of this 1560-nucleotide messenger RNA. RefSeq lists its product as uncharacterized. Gene Ontology annotation, molecular function: GTP binding. The record is from RefSeq and is a predicted model, not a curated record. Lineage: Eukaryota; Metazoa; Mollusca; Gastropoda; Physidae.